CUCAGGAUAAAAGGCAAGACAGUGCCACACCAGCAGCCACACUGACAGGAUUUCUCAUUGAACCAGGGGGUGACCAUGACGUGCUGUGAGGGAUGGACAUCCUGCAAUGGAUUCAGCUUAUUGGUUCUACUUAUAUUGGGAAUAGUUCUCAAUGCAAUUCCUCUCAUUUUCAACUUUGUGGAUGAAGGCAAAGUUGUUCACAACCCCAACUCUUGCUUCGAGUGGUGGUUCCCAGGGAUUAUAGGAGCAGGUGUGAUGGUCAUUCCAGCAACAACAAUGUCCUUGGCAGCAAGAAAAAGAGCAUGCUGCAACAACAGAACUGGGAUGUUUCUGUCAUCACUUCUGAAUGUAAUCACGGUCAUUGGUGCUGUGUAUUGCAUGUUGGUAUCUAUCCUGGCUCUCUCGGAAGGUCCUCUCAUUUGUAACUCUCAAGAGAACAGCACUUUCAAUUGUGAAUUUUCAUUCAAAAAUUUGACUGACAUUGACCCAGACUCCUUCAAUCUGCAGUGGUUCUUCAGUGAGUCUUGUGUCGCUCCUCCUGAUUUUGAUGAUCUCACCAUCAAUGGCGUCACAGCCAGUGACUGGAGAAAUUAUACCUUGAACUUCGACUCUGAAGAAAACAAACACAGGGUGAUCCAUUUCUCGGUGUUUUUAGGCCUACUACUCGUGGGGAUUCUGGAGCUCCUGUUUGGGCUCAGUCAGAUGGCCAUCGGUUUCCUUGGAUGUCUGUGUGGGGUCACUAAGCGGAGAAGUAGAAUUGUUUAGUUUCAUGGUAAUAAAAUGGAAAUAUUAGCAAUUUUGAAUCAUUUGAGAAUUGCAUUUAAAAGACACUCCUUGGGGUAUCUGGGUGGCUCA
Molecule: messenger RNA, 855 nt
Organism: Enhydra lutris kenyoni (northern sea otter)
Lineage: Eukaryota; Metazoa; Chordata; Mammalia; Carnivora; Mustelidae
Product: transmembrane 4 L six family member 20
Exons: 4
Coding region: 76-765 (229 amino acids)
Cellular component (GO): membrane
Source: RefSeq, a predicted model, not a curated record